UAUUGUACUUCCGUUUUCACCAUCCGUCAUCCGGCAAGACAGGGAUUACUUCCUAGUUAGAUAGAACUUUGGUGAUUUAGCCUUUGAUUUGGUGCUAUGGCAAACCGAUUGCCUGCCGUUGUCAUUGAUAAUGGCACUGGGUAUUCAAAGAUGGGCUAUGCAGGGAACACAGAACCGCAGUUCAUUAUUCCCUCAGCCAUAGCCAUCAAAGAGUCAGCGAGUGUUGGAGACCAGUCAAAGAAACGACUUGGGAAAGGAGUGGAAGAUCUCGAUUUCUACAUUGGAGAUGAAGCCAUUAAUCAGCCACCAUAUGCCACCAAGUGGCCAAUUCGCCAUGGUAUAAUCGAAGACUGGGACUUGAUGGAACGAUUUUAUGAGCAGGCAAUUUUCAAAUAUCUCAGGGCAGAACCAGAGGAUCAUUACUUUUUGCUGACAGAACCACCUCUGAACACUCCAGAAAACAGAGAGUACACUGCUGAGAUCAUGUUUGAGUCUUUCAAUGUCCCAGGCUUGUAUAUUGCUGUGCAGGCUGUCCUUGCUCUGGCUGCUUCUUGGACCUCCCGGCAAGUGGGAGAGAGAACUUUGACGGGCACUGUCAUUGACUCAGGGGACGGCGUGACUCACGUUAUCCCAGUGGCUGAGGGCUACGUCAUCGGUAGCUGCAUCAAGCACAUCCCUAUUGCUGGCCGUGAUAUCACCUACUUCAUCCAGCAGCUUCUGAGAGAGAGAGAGGUGGGCAUCCCCCCUGAGCAGUCACUGGAGACUGCCAAGGCAAUUAAGGAGCGUUACAGUUACGUGUGCCCUGACAUUGCCAAAGAGUUUGCCAAGUAUGAUUCUGACCCUGCCAAAUGGAUGAAGAAAUUCGAAGGCAUUAAUGCCGUGAGCAAGAGCAAGUUCAGUGUUGAUGUUGGUUACGAGAGAUUCUUGGGACCUGAAAUCUUCUUCCAUCCUGAGUUUUCUAAUCCUGACUUUGAGGCACCGAUCUCUGAAGUUGUUGAUGAUGUCAUUCAGAACUGCCCCAUUGAUGUGAGGAGAGGACUGUAUAAGAACAUUGUUCUGUCUGGUGGUUCGACCAUGUUCCGAGACUUUGGACGAAAGAUUCAAAGGGAUGUGAAGCGUGUAGUUGAUGCAAGACUCAAAGUCAGUGAGGAUCUCAGUGCAGGUCGCAUCAAGCCGAAGCCCAUUGAUGUCUCUGUGAUCACCCACCACAUGCAGAGAUAUGCUGUCUGGUUUGGUGGCUCCAUGUUGGCUUCCACACCUGAAUUCUACCAAGUAUGUCACACCAAAGCGGACUAUGACGAGUAUGGCCCCAGCAUAUGUCGCCACAACCCUGUAUUUGGCAUUAUGGCAUAGGUGCUACAGCAGAGCAUAUGGCGUGGAAUGAAGGUGUACAUUUGACAGUUGCAACCUCAGAUGCAUUAGAAUUUUGUUGGAGCAUAUGUUUGCUCUGAAAUAUAUAUAGACUUAUCACUUGCAGAUGUCAAACAACCAUAUUUUUUUUAGUUUCCUUAUGUUGAUAUUUAUUUUAAAAAGUUUAAGAUAUUUAAGGAAUGAAUUGGGUCAUGAACAGUCAAAUAUGUGUUCUUCGAUUUAUGAACUUGAUUAAAGAUACCUUUUGGGACUCUCAGUAUAAAUUCAUGUCAAUAAGAUUUUUAGCAGUAUGCUUACUUGCACUCUGUUUACAUAUAUGAACGUUGCAUUCCACAACAAUUGAGAAAUUUGUCUGAUUUUUCUUUCUAGCCGUUAGGUUUCUGUCAGUUUCAACAGAAACUGCCAUAAGGAAGCUAUGUUUUCUCCUUUUACAUUAAUGUUUUUCUUGUUUUAUGCAAACUAAGUUUGUCCACCUUGACAAAAUAAAUGCUUGGCUAGGAUUUACUUGCACAGUACAGAAGGGUCUAAUUCAAUGUGAAUGGAAGAUGAAUAUAAGCUAGACAGUCAUUUUGUUUCAAUGCAAUUUCUCAUAUUUGUCAUUUAGGGUUGUAUAAUCUCCUACUCAGGAGUUGGGUUUUUUUUUCUUAUUUGUUUAAGAUCAUGUCUAAGUGCCUAUUGUUGAACAGUAGUUGUAGACAUGUGGCUAAACCAAAAGCGAAUAAAUGCUUGAUUGUAUGUCAUUUUUCAUUUUCUUGUUCUUGUUUAUUUUCACAUCGAAAAAAAAAAAAAUUCCAUGUAUUAUGUCCGCCCGACUUGGCAGGUUUACCGAGUUUUGUUCCAUGUUUGACUGAAUUUCAAAUGGUUUUUGUCUGUUAUGCUGUUGGCUGUCUUUGUGCUUGUAGCUUUAUUUUAUAAGGAUUGUGCUUUGAUAUGCCUUGUAUGUCUCUAUGUAAUCUGUUCUCUUUUCUUUUCAAUGUACUCACAGAGUAAAGACCAAAUUUGUGACUGGUUCGAUUUGGGGAAAUGAAAAUAAAGAUGUAGUUUGAAAACUGUUUACGGUGACAUCGGCCAUGAGUUAUCGUUGCAUUGUUUUUUCCCUGGUAAUGUGACUUUGGUGACAAGGUUAUUCUCAAAAUUAUCUCGGCACUGGUUGUAAUUUUUAGUCAAAGUGCAGUGUUUCUUCUCCAGAUGGCUAGGAGCAUUAGUCAGAAAGUGUAAAACAAUUUAAUAUAUUCCAUGACUGAAAGGACACCCCUGUAGUGCGUGGUCCCCAGGGGAGAAACAAACUGCCUUUUUCUUUAUAUAAUAUUGAGAAAAUGUACAGUUUUAUUCUGUGUUUACAGUACAUUUAGUUUAAAAUUUAGGGGCAGUAAAUUCAACCAAACUUUGUUCCAACAUAGUAUAGUCUUUAAAUACAAUGUGACCAGCCCACUGAGUAAAUAAGACUCUCCAUUUGCAGUGAGCCAACUUUAUUGUUUUCCUUAAAGUUAUAUUGUUGUACCUUCUUUUCGUGAGACAAGGAAUGUAAGUCCUCUGCCUACCAUGUAUCUUUGCCCUCGAACUUCAUGUUAACUUAUUAACCCUUCACCUUGUCUUUGAAAUAAGACAUGGGGUAUAUGCGCACUGCGAUCUGUCAAAUUCUGUUCUCUGCUCUCAAGGUAAAUAUGUGUGCUAGUGUGCAUUGUCCUGUUGUUUGAAUGUGUGUGAGUGUCAAUUUUUGCGUUAUGUUGCCUAUAGUUUUUUCAUUAUAUUAAUACAUUGCAUACUUGCAUGUUCAACUUUAUUAAGUUCCAGACAAUGGUAAAGUGUAGACUUCUACACUUUAUCUUGCACUUCUAUGUCAAGAUAUUGUAACAGUAGGACAGUAACUUUUGUUUUUACAAGUUAUCUGUCUUAGUGUUCAUUUAACUUGCAUAGAUGGGCCAAUACAUGGUGACACUGAUUACCUUGUUUCUUCCGUAUUGAGCCGUGUAAUCAAAGGUACAGAUUCAAGCCUCAGGGUCACCUUCUUCCAACAUACCCAGCCACAGUAGUGGGUGUCUUUUUAAGAGAGGGGAGGUAGUUUAGUUGCUUUCUGGUUCAGUCUGUGCCUACUCUUCUAGUUUUACUGUGGUCUUGAUCUGUUUCCAGGCAUAAAUAAGAACAUACUCAAGAGUAUUAUUGAUUAUUCUGUGAAUUCUCUUAAAAAAACUAAUUCACAGAUAUUCUUUUGAACAAACUUUGUUCCAAUCUCCUUGUGAGUUUAAACGAGUAAGAAUAGGAGGAUUCCUUUUGUGAUAUUGAGAUUGUUUUAGUUUUAUUUGGAGCUUUUUUUGUACCCUCAGGGGAAUAGCGUUCUUGCAGUUAAAGUUGGUAAGGUUAGGGAUUUUUGUCGAUAAACAUUGGUCCUGUGUGUGGGAGGGCAGAGAAAUCAGCUGACCUUCUGCUGAACCACGUUAUGUUAUAAAUAUAAGGUAUCAAAUAAAGGGUGUAUGUGCAUGCGCAGUACGUAUCUGUUAUGCUGAGUACCAUUUGUACAUCUGUGUAAUGCGUCUGGCAUAUCGUUAAUUUAUCACAUACUACACACACAUUUGUACAUCUUUCUUUCAAAUAAAGAUCCAACUAAAAAAUGGAACGAAAAAACA
This is a messenger RNA of Aplysia californica (California sea hare), 3995 nucleotides long. Its product is annotated as actin-related protein 3-A. Gene Ontology annotation, biological process: Arp2/3 complex-mediated actin nucleation. Bases 97 to 1353 code for a protein of 418 amino acids. Gene Ontology annotation, molecular function: actin filament binding. The record is from RefSeq and is a predicted model, not a curated record. The transcript has 11 exons. NCBI's taxonomy places the organism in Eukaryota, Metazoa, Mollusca, Gastropoda, Aplysiida, Aplysiidae. Gene Ontology annotation, cellular component: actin cortical patch; Arp2/3 protein complex.